AGGAGCCAAAAUGCUUGCCUCUGACAACACCAUGACGACCGGAUACGACGAGGUUAAAGUGGCCGCUGCGACAGCGGCCUUUGCCGCUACCAACGCCGGUAACAGCUCUAUGAUCGCUGCUUGCCACAUCUCCGACGCACUGGCGUACAUUUCCAGUGCUGUCAAACUCUACGGAGCUCUCGACUACGAGGUUCUAUCCUCCUGUCUCCUCCAGGCGCAGCGUGCUGUGGUAGAAGCGGGCGAGGCAGCUGAAAAUGCACGCAUCGCUGCUGACACCGCCGCUGAGGUAUCUGAGAGGCCGACCGCUGAGUACGAGGCAGGGUACGACUCGGGAUAUGAGAGUCUCCCAGAGGCCUGGUCUACUGUAGCUGACCUGUGGGCUGACACUGAUGUAGGUGAUGUGCACGAUGCGAAGGUAGACGUUGGAGCAGACACCGUCGUCGCCAAAUCUGCACCACCCACGCCUGAGGGCCCGCGAUGCCUCGUUCCCGGCAUGUUCAUCAAUAAUGAUGAAGGUGGCCGUGUAGAGUCCGGGUAUGGAGACCGAGUCGAAACUCUGGACUUCAAAAACCUUGUCAUUGUCGAGGAGAGUCACUUGUUCUCUAUUAAUGAGUUCGCCCUUGUGACCGAGCCUUUGCUGCGUCAACUUGCUGCUCACUCUGAUCAAAUGGCGAUUUCUGACGGUGUUAUUUAUGCUAACGGUUUUCUCUACGUUGAUGACCCUUGUGAGCCCAUCAAGUAUGGGUUCGGGAGGGUUAAAGAAGUGUUUAAAAACGACAGAGUCCCUAUUGUUGCUAAGCCUUAG
Messenger RNA from Aspergillus versicolor CBS 583.65, 805 nucleotides. RefSeq lists its product as uncharacterized. Lineage: Eukaryota; Fungi; Ascomycota; Eurotiomycetes; Eurotiales; Aspergillaceae. The transcript has a single exon. The record is from RefSeq and is a predicted model, not a curated record. Bases 11 to 805 code for a protein of 264 amino acids.